AUGAGAAAUCACAGUCACUCGAUUGCAAUUGUCUAUCCAAAAGCAAGUCAAUUUUUCACGCUCUUAAAAUGGCUACAGAGGAUUCUUGGGUCUUGGAUUCGUUGGUGUGCUUCUUGCACGGACCAGUCUGGAAUGCGCCUUUACAGACAUUCAUAGAGGAAAAAUCGUUAGUCUUCGAUCCCAAUAUGCAUAUCAAUGAGGAUAGUCCUGAUAUCGUGGCGAUUCAUAAUGAGUAUAAAAAUCUGGUGGACUACAUGCUGGGCAGUUUCAUGGAGGAAAUGCAAAUCACGCCGGAACAAUUUGAGACGGCAUGCAUGGAAGGUAGAAACCCGGACAAUCAUUUGCAUUUUCAUCAGGGACUCUUUCAGCAGAUUUGGGCGGCGAAUGAUAUCAAAAUGUUCAUACGCAUGAUGACCCAACGGAAUGUAGAGUUGCAACUGCAAGCCUUGGAUUUGAUAGAGAAAAAUCAAUUGGCGCUGCUGCAGGAAAGCGAAGCGGUUGACAAUGCUAGCCCCACUGAGAGCAGCAGUUCAAAUUUCGAGAAAUAUGACGAAGUCGAGGAUUUUAUAGCCAAAUCGGUGGAGAAAGAACUUGGUAGUCCUGACGCGGCUGUAACACCUGAGCCAGAGAAUGCUGAGGCAAGCGUGAGCGAUAAGUUUGAGCGUCUCAAUUUGUUCUUCGAUAAUCAAAAGGUCAACCCCGAGGAUGUUGUGUCGCGUCAAGAAUACUUGCGUCAGCAGCGUGAUAAAAUUGUUGAGAUCAAAAAGAAGACACGGGCCAAACAACUGCUGGAAACGGUGGCACGUAAAAGUGCUUCAGAGCCCUCGUCCACUGGACGGCCGUCAUCGGCGCAAGUGGCGCAAAGAUUGCUGGAAAACGGUGGCAAAACCACUGAGCUACUAGAUAAAGCGUCUGCAGAAGAAAAUGCCGAUGAGUCGCAAAACUCGGCUCUACAAUUGCGUAAGACUCUGGCCAAACGCUUGCGAGCCGAAGUUGUAGAACAACAGUAGAUACAGAAUUGAGAAAUCUGCGAUGUAGAAGCGCCUUUGUACUUUUCAGAUUUUAGUGCAAUAUACAUACAUAUGUAUAUUAUUAUAAAAAUGGCAUAAAUCAAAAUAAGUAAUAUAAAUAUAUACGAAUUUCGGUACAUUUCUGAAACAGUA
Messenger RNA from Bactrocera tryoni, 1163 nucleotides. Its product is annotated as cilia- and flagella-associated protein 36. Bases 69 to 1010 code for a protein of 313 amino acids. The record is from RefSeq and is a predicted model, not a curated record. NCBI's taxonomy places the organism in Eukaryota, Metazoa, Arthropoda, Insecta, Diptera, Tephritidae. The transcript is spliced from 5 exons. Gene Ontology annotation, cellular component: ciliary base; axoneme.